AUCAGUAAACUCAUGUCAGUAGUAGGCUAUUCAGCCGUUAGUCACUUGGCUGGGAGAAGGGAAUACAUGACAGAAGAAAGACAUCUCUGCCCAAUUCUAUUGGAACAGUCGUUGGUUUUAUUGGGGAAAAAUAUGCGACCUUCAAGACUUAAAAGAACGCGAUGGGGAAAAGAAUACAUUUUUUAAAACAAUAUUGCAACUCGACGUCCAUUGGAGGAAACCAGUUACUGUCUUUAGGCUUACUACUAGUUCUGUGUUUUGUCAGAUCAACGUUAGAUUUUCAUGGAGCAUGUUCUUUAUUAUUAGCCUACCUGUACAGGUCUAAUGUCUUAGUUAAAGACAUUUAGCUGUAGGUAGGUAAGCUGCCUUGACGGGCACAGGCUGGAUGGGAUUCAAGGUUUUUCAAAAAAUGUGAUGGAGUCCUUCUCAAGGAGGGUAACGUUAACAUGUUUAUCUCGGGUAUCAGAUACGAUAAUUGUGGAUACAUUUUCAGCAAAACCCGACGUCAUUGACUUGUUCUCUUUAUCGGCAAAAGUUGUGUCUGUUUAAUUAAAUCAACCACAUGAGCGGCGUUUAAAUUAAGGACGCGUUCAGAGGGGUGAAAGGCGACGCGAAGAAAAUUUCCCGACAAGGAGAAAAACAGUUUAAUUCAAAUUCUCUGGAAUUGUCGCUGUCCAACACAAGGAAAUGGAAAGUGAGGUUUUUACGCCAUUGUUGGAACAAUUUCUGCUCACGCCAUUGGUCGCCUGGGUUAAGGCGGCUGGGCAUUCAUCAGGAAACGAUGGCACCAAACUAUCGGAAUACAUUGAAUUGUUGGAUGGCAUUUAUUUAAACGAGAUCAUGCUUGAGAUAAAUCCAAAAGCCACUGUUCAAAGAACCAACAAGAAAGUGAACAAUGACUCAACACUGCGUAUACAAAACCUCUCCAUCCUGAUCCGGCAGAUAAAGUCGUACUACCAGGAGACCCUCCAGCAGCUGGUGGCGAUGCCUCUCCCCAAUGUGCUGGUGCUGGGCAGGAACCCUCUCAGUGAGCAAGGUCUGGAGGAGAUGAGGAAGCUGUUGUUGCUGUUGCUUGGCUGUGCUGUCCAGUGUGAGAAGAAAGAAGAGUACAUCGAGAGGAUCCAGACGCUAGACUUUGACACAAAAGCUGCCAUAGCAUCUCACAUCCAAGAGGUGACCCACAACCAGGAGAAUGUUGUGGACCUACAGUGGCUGGAGGGGGGUGACCUGCCCCCAGAGGACCUGGACUCCUUCUCCAGGAACAUGGCCUUCCAUCUCAAGCGCCUGGUGGACGAGAGAGACGACCAGCUGGAGACCAUUGUGGAGCUGACCCAGGAGAGGGACUGUGGACUGUACUCUCCUCCGCCCCUCUUUGCCCAGUCGCCCAACGACUCGCCUAGCUUGCGCCGCACAGAGAGCCGCCAGCACCUGUCUGUGGAGCUGGCCGACGCCAAGGCCAAGAUCAGACGCCUGCGCCAGGAGCUGGAGGAGAAGAGUGAGCAGCUGCUGGACUGUAGACAGGAGCUGGACAAUAUGGAGACUGAGAACAAGAGGAUUCAGCAAGAGAGCUUGCAGUUGUUGUCAGACGCGCGUUCUGCCAGGGCCUAUCGUGACGAGCUGGACGUUCUGAGAGAGAAGGCCAUCAGAGUGGACAAGCUGGAAAGUGAAGUGGGACGCUACAAGGAGAGGCUCCAUGACAUUGAGUUCUACAAAGCUAGAGUGGAGGAGCUGAAGGAGGACAACCAGGUUCUGCUGGAGACUAAGGCCAUGCUUGAGGACCAGCUAGAAGGAACCAGGGCUCGCUCUGACAAACUCCACGAACUGGAGAAAGAGAGCCUGCAGCUCAAAUCCAAGAUCCACGACAUGGAAAUGGAGCGGGACAUGGACAGGAAGCGUAUUGAGGAGCUGCUAGAGGAGAACCUGGUGCUAGAAAUGGCCCAGAAACAGAGCAUGGACGAGUCUCUCCACCUGGGCUGGGAGCUGGAGCAGCUCUCUAAGACCCCUGAUCUGACAGAGGUGCCUCAGAAGUCUCUGGGCCACGAGGUGAAUGAGCUGACGUCCAGCCGCCUGCUGAAGCUGGAGAAGGAGAACCAGGCCCUGCUGAAAACCGUGGAGGAGCUGAGGGGCUCUGCCAGCGAGGACACCCCUGCACACCGCCUCAAGGCCGACAAGGAGAACCAGAGGCUCACCCAGAGGCUGGGGCAGCUGGAGAGUGAGCUGAACACAGGCAGGGAGAGUCUGUGCAGUGCAGAGAGCCUCAGCACCGACCUGAUGAAGGAGAAGGCUCUGUUGGAGAAAACCCUGGAGACACUGAGAGAGAACGCAGAUAGACAGGUGAAAGGCCUGGAGCAGGAGAACGAGCAUCUGACCCAGACUGUCUCGUCGCUGAGGCAGCGCUCCCAGGUGGGCGCUGAGGCACGGGUCAAAGACGUGGAGAAGGAGAACCGCGUGCUGCACGAGUCCAUCCGGGAGACCAGCUCCAAGCUCAACAAGCUGGAGUUUGAGCGCAAACAGCUGCGUAAGGACCUUGAGAUGUACAAGGAGAAGGGCGAGAGGGCUGAGGAGCUGGAGUUGGCGGCGCAGCGGCUGGAGAGGGAGAACGAGGCCCUGCAGAAACGAGUAGCCAGUCUGGGCAUCACCUGUGACAAGGUGGUGUCUCUGGAGAAGGAGAACUCUGAGCUGGAGGUAGAGGGCCGUCGUUUAAAGAAGGUGGUGGACGGCCUGCGGAGCACAUCCUUCCAGUUAGAGGCCCUGGAGAGGGAGAACUCCCAGCUGGACGAGGAGAACCUGGAGCUUCGUAGGACUGCUGAGGUGCUCCGCUCGGCAGGGAACAAGGCGGCUCAGCUGGAGCUGGAGAACCUUGAGCUGGAGAGUGAGAGGAGCCAGCUGAAAAGGAGCCUGGAGCUGCUCAAGGCCUCCUCCAAGAAAACUGAGAGGCUCGAGGUGAGCAACCAGGGCCUGGAUACGGAAAACCAGCGGCUGCAGAAGGCCCUGGACAACAGCAGCCGCAAGAUGCAGCAGUUGGAGGGGGAGCUGCAGGAUGUAGAGCAGGAGAACCAGAGCCUGCAGAGGAGCCUUGAGGAACUGAAGAUCUCCAGCAAACGUCUGGAGCAGCUGGAGCAGGAGAAUAAGACUCUGGAGCAGGAGAGCUCUCAGCUGGAGAAGGACAAGAAGCACCUGGAGAAGGACAACAAGAGGCUGAGACAGCAGGCGGAGAUCAGGGACUCCAAGAUGGACGAGGACAACCUGAGGAUCAGCCACCUGGAGAAGGACAACCGCUCGCUGGGCAAGGAGAUGACCUCCUUCAAGGACUCCUGCAACCGCCUCAAAGAUCUGGAGAAGGAGAACAAGGAGCUGGUCAAACAGGCCACCAUCGAUAAGAAGACAUUAGUCACUCUACGAGAGGAACUGGUGAGUGAGAAACUGCGGACUCAGCAGAUGAACAAUGAUCUGGAGAAACUGACCCACGAGCUGGAGAAGAUAGGCCUCAACAAGGAGAGGCUGCUGCAGGACGAGCAGAGCUCUGACAACGACAGGUUCAAGCUGCUGGAGUUCAAGCUCGAGUCCACUCUCAAAUCUACUCUGGAGAUCAAGGAGGAGAAGAUAGCAGCCUUGGAGGCCAGACUGCAGGAGUCCUCCAACCUCAACCAACAACUGCGCCAGGAGCUCAAAACUGUAAAGAAGAACUAUGAGGCCCUGCGACAGAGGGAGGAGGAGGAGAGGAUGGUGCAGAGCUCACCCCCCAGAAGAGGGGACAGGGAGGAUUCUCAGGCGGUCAACAAGUGGGAGAAAGAGAGCCACGAGACCACCCGGGAACUGCUUAAGGUCAAAGACCGCCUCAUCGAGGUGGAGAGAAACAAUGCCACCUUACAGGCAGAGAAGCAGGCCCUGCAUACCAACCUGAAGCAGCUGGAGACCCAGACCAGUAACCUGCAGGCUCAGAUUCUGGCUCUACAGAGACAGACUGCAUCUCUACAGGAGAACAACACCACCCUACAGACCCAGAAUGCCAAACUACAAGUGGAGAACUCCACCCUGAACUCCCAGAGCGGCACUCUCAUGGCCCAGAAUGCCCAGCUUGCGACACAGCAGUCCAGCACGGAGAACGAGAAGGAGGGGGCGAUGAGGGAGAGGGAGGACCUGAGGUCCACCUAUGAGAUGCUACUGAGGGACCAUGAGAAGUUGGCUGCCCUGCAUGAGAGGCAGGCCUCGGAGUAUGAGGGCCUCAUUGGCAAACACGGAGGCCUGAAAAGUGCCCACAAGAGCCUGGAAUCACAGCACAGAGACCUGGAGGACAGGUAUAGUCAGCUACUGAGGCAGAAGGAUCAGCUGGAGGAGCUGGAGAAACAGCUGAAGGCAGAGCAGGAGAAGAUGCUGUCUGAGAACAAGAGCCACAAGGCAAAGGCUAUAGACUACUACAAACUGAAAGAGGAGAAUGAAAGGCUGAACAUGGCACACCGCCAGCUGGUGAAGGAUAAUGAGGGCCUGCAGGUUGACCAUAAGAACCUGAAGAGCCAGAUGAACGGUGCCAAGCUGGAACAGACCCGCCUGGAGGCAGAGUUCUCCAAACUCAAAGAGCAGUACCAGCAGCUGGACAUCACCUCCACCAAGCUCACCAACCAGUGUGAGUUGCUGAGUCAGUUGAAGGGGAACCUGGAGGAGGAGAACCGUCACCUGCUGGACCAGAUCCAGACCCUGAUGCUGCAGAACCGCACCCUGCUAGAACAGACCAUGGAGAGCAAGGACCUGUUUCACGUAGAACAGAGACAGUACAUUGACAAGCUGAACGAGUUGAGGAGACAGAAGGAGAAGCUUGAAGAGAAGAUCAUGGACCAGUACAAGUUUUAUGACCCCUCUCCUCCACGGAGACGAGAGAAUUGGAUCACCCUGAAGAUGAAGAAGCUGAUCAAGCCGAGGAGUCGGGAGCGGAUGCGUUCCCUGACGCUGACUCCCACGUGCUCCGAGUCCAGCGAGGGCUUCCUGGGGCUUCCUCUGGACAGCCAGGACUCUUCCUCCAUAGGCUCUGGCUCCAACUCCCUGGACGACACGCUGACACAAAAGAGGAACAGCAGGAAGAAAGACUCUCAGAGAGUGCAGCACUCCCAUGUGCAGAGGAACCAAGGUUCCUCUAAUGCUGUGAAAUGGUUGCCCUUUAUGAGGAACAGAUCGAAGGAGAAAGACAAAGCGAAGGACAUCUACCGCCGGUCCAUGUCCAUGAAUGACCUGCUGCAGACCAUUGCCCUGGCAGGGGGCCAGUGGGCGGGCAGCACAGAGAACCUGGAGGGGCCCGUGGAGGCCAACGGGGGCAGCCGAAGUCGGCACAUGAAGGAGCUGGGCUCCAUGGCCUACUCCACUAACGCUAUCAACUACACCACCCUCACUUUGCCCUCUGGCAACAGGGCCAAGAGGAGCUUGAAGAUCAAAGACAAUGCUUCCUGUGAAGACGUUCCAGCAUCCUCAGACGACCCCAUUGGGUUCAGAGGUCAAGGCCUACAGGUCUUUAGCAGUGCUCAGGCUAUGUCGCCCUCUGCUCUCGACCCGUCCGCUAUGUGCAGAGUCCCCUGUAGCAUCUGUUCCUCACAAGCCUCCAGCCUCCAUAGUAUCAAGACCAUCAGCAGUAAUACCUCCCACUCCACUCCGCUCGAGGCCAAAGUGUGUUUCUCUUCAGGCACGUUGAACGGAAACCUCAGCAGACCCCACAGUGAGAGCAGUGGGGAGUUCAGCCUCAGUCUGGAUCAGGAGGAGUGGUCCAGCGGGAGCAGCCCUGUCCAGCAGCCCCUGUCCCACUCCUCUCACCAGAGCUCCAUGCUGCUGCAGAGGUCCCUGGACCCCCAGGCCACACAGGCCAAGAAGAAAAAUGGCAGCGCCAGCGAGGUGCUCUCUCUACAGCAGUUCCUAGAGGAGCACAUCGACCCUGCAGAGUCUGGCAGCCAAGAGAAUCUGACUGAGUCUCCCUGCCUUUCCGGAGGCGCUGAGCAUGUGCAGAGAGACCGGGCCGAGCGAGGCUCCACCGGCACUAAGGGGCGGGGCAUCCUGCGCUCAGCCAGUGGGAAGGCAGCGCCAGUGAACUCCGAUGGCCGCCCCACCAGGGGUGGCCAACCAGGUCAUCCCAGCUUACGAAAGGCAGAGAGUACGCGUGUGAAGGGCAUGGUCCUGCCACGGGUCAGCCUCUCCUCCCAGAGUAAAGCCGUGUCUGUGUCUGAGCGUCUGGACAUCUCCUCCUCCAUGCUGCCCCGGGCCAGCAGCGUCAUAUCCACAGCCGAGGGCUCCACACGUCGGACCAGCAUCCAUGACCUGCUGUCCAAAGACACCCGGCAGCCCGUGUCUGUGGACCCCUCACCCUCGUCAAAGGCCUUGCCUCGCGCCUACACCACGCCCAGUGAGUACCCCCCAACCAACGACCCCACCCAGUCCCAACAUCCCACCCACCAGUCCAUCCCCCUAGCACCAGCCCCCAUGCCCCUGUCCAUGCUUAAGUCAGUCAGUAUGCCCUGCACAAGCAGUCAGCACCCCCUCAGUUGUAAGGAAACUGACCUCUCCAGCCUCGAGUCUUUCUUUGACUCGUCCUUCACAGUGGAGUCAGUGUUUAUGGACUCCAUCUUCAGUGAGCCAGACUUCACAGGGUGCAGUAGCAAGAGCCACACCUUCCUUUCCCUCAACACCUCCUUGGUCAGUAACAUCAGCGGCCCCCCAGGCAAAACCCACCUCCGGUCCAACCCUGCCCAAACCGCCCAGAACCAACCAAAUGGGCUAAAGCCCAGCACACCUGACCAGGAUGGGGAACAUGUCAUUGACACCAAUCAUGUGCUUGAUGCUGACCCAUCUCCACCCCUUAGCCCAGAGGACCAACAAUCGUUGUGGUAUGAGUAUGGCUGUGUCUGAAUGUGUGGCGCCCUGGUCAGCUACUGAUCUGGGACCUGCUUAAGGACCGGUGAUGGUCGGGAGAAAGAAGGAACUCUGCAUGCAUUAUCAAAGCCCUAUCAUGCUAUGUUUUCCUUUUGAGUUUUUAUGUUUGUUUUUUUCAUGGCUGAUUUGUAAAUCCCUUUUCAUCACUCCUGGUUUGGUAUUUCCCUCCGUCUUAUGGAAGUGGGGUUCUCUGGAUGUCUUUGCUUCAGAGGUCUGUUCACACUGUAUUCAUUAAUCAAACCUCUGUUUGGCUCACAUUAUAAAGCUAUUACAUGAUUGCUUAAUGGGGGACAUCAAUAGCUGUUCUAGUUAUUUUAUUCAUUAUUUGCUAUUUCUUUUCUAAUCACAAAUACAUCUCCAGAAACAUGCUGCAAAGCUACAUAACUAUCAUUUGGAUGUUCAGUGCAUCUUUAAAACAUCAUGUCAGAAGUCCUCCAGAAUUAGAAUGGAGCUCUGUUUAAUAAUAAAGCAAUGAGGCUUGUAGAACACGUCCCAUGAUAGGCUGACUGAGGAACACAUUAACUGCCAAUAAGCGCUAUUUAUGGAGUCAUUAUGUAAUCUAGCCCUUCAGAGGAAAGCAGUUUCACAUCUAUUAAAAUUAGAUAAAAUAUUUGGUUUCCCCUCUAUCUUAUUGGGUGUUUGGUAUGUGGGAGAAUCUGUCCUCUCUAAAGUACUGUCACAUUGCAUUACCAGUCUAAUUCUACUGUAUCAAUCUCAAUGCAUAUUCACUGAACUGCAUGGCUUUAUUCUGUCUUGGUUUGUUCUGAUGCUCUCAUUUUGAUUGUUGUGAUCAAAAUGGUUUUGUUUUGUGCAUAUGACACAUUUUUCUGUUCCAUUUCUUUUUCUGAUCAAACCCCUCUCAAUUUGGGGAUUCAGAUUGGGUGAAUUGCGGUUAAGGGAUUGUUUUUGAGGAAACGUAAUUCACAAAAUGAGCUGAGAGCAAUGUUAAGCGUUUGAGAGAGAGCGUUUUAAAGAUAGUUGAGUCUUGUGUUUUUGUUGCUCUGAGACCGUAUACAUAGUGGUGAGAGAAAUUUGCAAUUGAUACAAAUAUGAUGGCCAGAUUAUUUUGUGAAUGAAGUUUCCUGUCAUGAUAUUGGAUCUGGGUAAACUCUUGAAUGCUCAUGGCCACAAUACAAAUUCCAAUUGCACAAUAACACAUUUUAGGUUAUGUAUUAUUGUAGACUGACUACACCUUGUACAAACAUAUAUAUUUUUUAAAAUAUUAAGUUAUAUUCAAGGACAGAAAGCACUCGUGUAUGCACAAGCAGUAGGAGUAGUAAUGUUAGUUAGAUUUUUAUUUCUGCUUUAUGUAUUUGCCAUUUGAAAUAGUUUUAUUGUAUUUAUCUUGUGUAUAAACUAACUUCGGCCUUCAUUCCGAUGUAAUAUGACAUGCCUUUGUUCUGCAGAUGUGGAAAUGUUACAAGAGCGCAGAAAGUCAAAAAGCAGUGGGGAGCAACAAAGCUCCUAAACAUUACUCAUCGGCUACCGUUAUGAGCUCAAGUGGUGAGUGCUGCUCUGAGUCCAGUGGGGGGGGGGGGGGAGGAGCUCCAUGGUAACCCGGUGGCUUAACAGAUGUCCCAUCCUGUUCAUGCUUGCUUAUGCUAUGCUGGUGUUGUAAAGGGCACAUGAAUGGAGCCUGGUUUGCAUGGUGUCCCUAAUAACAGGAGGUCCUGACCUGCUACACUCCCUCCCUGUUCCUCAGUGGAACGUGUUUAUAGCUGGCUUUUCUUUUACUUUUCUCUGCUGGUAUUCAGGAAAAAACACUGGUGGCUCUAUAGGAGGUUGUGAUCCCUUUGUGAGCUUAUCUGCAGUGCUGCAUGGAUUGUGGGUCAAGCAGCUGAAACCCCUCCCUGUCAAUGCAUGUAGACUGCUUUCCAGUGCGUCCAUAUAUAUAUAUAUACAUGUUCAUCCUCUUCUCUGAUGUCAUCUGCCGCUAACCUCUUUUUCUGUACUCUUCUCUCUUCACUCUUCUGUCUGCCUCCAACUCAGAGAGAAAAGUGACCUUCAAGCUGUCUGUCUGACUCUGAAGCAAUUUAAAAGUUGAUCUACUGAGAUGGUCUUCAGUGUGAAAAAAGAUUGUGUAAAACAAAAAUAAUGUGUCUUUAUAUUCUUUCUUUUUUUAAACAAAAAAAUCAAUGCUUCAAUAAAGAAAAGUAAACAUCUUUUUUUCUCCUUGAAUCAAGGAAAUAAAACUUAAGACGCAGCAUGUGGCAACAAUAGUUUUUCUAUAACUGACUUUCUGGUAAAUUGCACUGCUAUGGUGUGACAGACUGCUAACAUGCACUCUACACGGACAUACUGUUAGUGCCAAUGUUCACGCAAAGCCAAAUGGGUGAACUUAAACUAGACCCUGAAGACUCCUUGUCCUCUGUGACUUUGAAUCAGCUGGAUUUUUUCUGUCUGCCAAUUGAUGCUAAUUAUACUUUUUUUGUAAAUGAGCAUACACAUGCAGCAUCUUUCUGAGGAACAACUGAUGUCUACAUUCAACAAUCUGCACAGAAGGGAAAAAAUGCAUGUGGGCACAGAACAAGUUCAACCACAAUGUGCACUGAGCAAUCAACAUGCUUUUCUUCCAAUCAGAAUGGACGAUUGUUUUAAGUUGUGUUCCUCUGAAAUGCCAAAAUGACUUGUGGGAAGCCAUGCCAACUGUGAUUGACAUACAAUCCAAUCAUGAAGGUUGUGUGAGCUGAAUGGCACAGCUUUGUAUAUGUCUACAGUAUGUAUGUGGCUACUAUCAGAUUUCUGUCUGUGAUGAUGACCUAGUGUUUUCCUUUUCCACUUUUACAUAAAUCCAUUUGUGAUAAAAAUUCCAGAAGAAUCCUGUGUCAUUUCAUCUUCAUCAUAUAAAGGACUGUGACCCUCAAGUCAUCUUUUCUUCCCCUGA
Molecule: messenger RNA, 9790 nt
Organism: Oncorhynchus masou masou (cherry salmon)
Lineage: Eukaryota; Metazoa; Chordata; Actinopteri; Salmoniformes; Salmonidae
Product: girdin-like
Exons: 34
Coding region: 688-6882 (2064 amino acids)
Biological process (GO): cytoplasmic microtubule organization; cytoskeleton-dependent intracellular transport
Cellular component (GO): centrosome; cytoplasm
Molecular function (GO): microtubule binding; dynein light intermediate chain binding
Source: RefSeq, a predicted model, not a curated record